Molecule: messenger RNA, 414 nt
Organism: Didymodactylos carnosus
Lineage: Eukaryota; Metazoa; Rotifera; Eurotatoria; Philodinida; Philodinidae
Source: the annotation of a GenBank genome assembly
AUGCGUCCGAACGUGCUAAAUCGAACUUAUUAUAUUGGCAGUCUAAUCAAUGAUGAGAUGGUUGAGUCUAAUGUACGUUUUACACAAGAAUUAAUUCACCAAUAUUUCAAUGACAGUCAUGAAAAUACAAUGGAUUUAGAUAAUAAACUGGAAUUAUCAACAUCUAUGCCAAAUAUAAAUAAACUUGACUAUAUAUUAAAACAAAUACGUAUCGAUUUACCAUCAAUAGCUGAUAAUGAUGAUCAAAAAACGUUAAUACAAUAUGGAUUAGAUUCAAUACGCUUUAUUCAUUUACACACAUUGUUACAACAACACUUAAAGUUUGAUUUACCAGCGGAUGAAUUAUCUUCUAUGUCAGUUGGACAAUUAUUACAUUAUGUUCAAAUCGAUACGAACAAUGACAAAAAACUUUGA